Dentiscutata erythropus is the source of this 158-nucleotide messenger RNA. The record is from the annotation of a GenBank genome assembly. NCBI's taxonomy places the organism in Eukaryota, Fungi, Glomeromycota, Glomeromycetes, Diversisporales, Gigasporaceae.
AAUUGUUUGAUGGAUCAGAAAAUGUUUUCAGGGAAUUGAAAAAGCUUACCAUGCAAGGAAAUUGUGUUCAACAAUUAUUAAUAUUUAUUCGUGAACUUUUACAACGAAUAUCAAAAGAGCAAGAUCGAAUUCAUGAAAUUAUUGAUAGUUUACGAAAA